This is a messenger RNA of Anopheles coustani, 1965 nucleotides long. It is a transcript of the gene mTerf5, whose product is annotated as transcription termination factor 5, mitochondrial. Gene Ontology annotation, molecular function: double-stranded DNA binding. Gene Ontology annotation, biological process: regulation of DNA-templated transcription; termination of mitochondrial transcription. Gene Ontology annotation, cellular component: mitochondrial matrix. NCBI's taxonomy places the organism in Eukaryota, Metazoa, Arthropoda, Insecta, Diptera, Culicidae. The transcript has 4 exons. The record is from RefSeq and is a predicted model, not a curated record. The coding region runs from base 17 to 1591 and encodes 524 amino acids.
UUAUGAAACAUUAAACAUGUUCGGUUUACGAGUGUUUUUCCGCACGAUGUGCAAAGAAUCCACAAAGGAAAAUAUGUCCGUUCUAGAGGCGAUUCGUUUCUUCGCUCCACGUUUGGAGGCUGACCACUUGAAGGUACAACGAUGGCUUACGAAAAAUCCUGCCCUAUUACAGCUGGACAAAACGGAGCUAGACAAAAAGUUGACCUAUCUAAAGUACGUUUAUAUAUCUCCCGAGGAGAUCUUCGAACAUCCAAACAUUCUGUGCAACCAUCUUGUGACGCUCGAGAAUCGAACCACGAUCUUGCGGGAGUGCGGACUGGUUGAGUCGCUGAAUUUGACCGCCCUCGUGAACUACAUCCGAUUGAUACGGAAAAACAUCGACUUGCUGAAGCGCCACCGACUGAUACCGCAAGAUUUGAACAUGUACGAACAGUUUCAGCGGCAGUUUGAGUGUACGGUCGAGCCGAAGGUUCGCUGGGACGAACAGACGCUGCUGCAAGAUCUGCGCAUUGCAUUCUUCAACGCGUUCCUUGCCAAACGGCUCGACAUGACCGAGACGGAGCUGGCGAAGCUAUGGAAAUCGUACUCAAAAAUUAAACACAAAAGCUUUGGCCACACGCAGCGCGUUGUUGACAUCCUGCAGUACGAGUACAAGUUUAGCCGGGAAAAGUUGAUCGCCAAUCUGUAUCUGCUGCAUUCGGAUCCGGAAAAUUUGCUCCGCCUACCGGCGGAAGUUCCCGCGAUCGGGGGCUUAACGAUGCGAGAGGUGGCCAUGAAGCACCCAAAGGUACUGAUGGUCAACUAUGAGUCUGUGGUGAAGGUGAUGGCGAUAUUGAAAGAGUUAAACAUACCCGAAGGUGAGCUGCUCAAGUGUAUGACCGUGCUGACACUUUCACCGCUGACCGUCGCGGAUCGGCUAGAGCGGUUGAAGAAUGUUAAAGAAUUCGAGGUGCUCACGAAACAUCCGCGAGUGUUGAAGUUAAUACAGUAUCAAACGAAAGCCACCAUAAGGCUGGAGUAUCUGCAGCAGCUGAAAGUACGCUGUGCCUCCUUAGACGUGCUUUCGAGUCACUCGCAGAACUUUGAAAGGUACGUACGCGAAGGGUGUGAUCGAACGAAGGGCAGGGAUACAGCUCACUUUCUCAAAUACAUUUUCGGUGAUCGUGCCGAUGCGGCACUCCAGAAGAUCCGUCGCCAUCCGAACUGGUUCCAUGUGCCGAUCGCACAGAUGCAGGACACGUUCGAGGCGCUGCUGAAACUAAAGUACAGCCGGGAGGAUAUUUUGGAUAACGUUCACAUUUUACUGUACCCACUAAAUCGUAUCGAGGAGAAACUUUCCGCCCUGAUCGACGACCGGAAGGUGCAGGACGAGCUGGGGGUAGAGAUUUAUAGGGCGAGCAAAAUGCAACUGCUUGCGCUCGCGCUCUAUUUGAUUGAGCUCGAAUUUCACUUCACCGGCGACGGCGUAUGGCCGGAGCAGCAGAUCCAGCAGAGCGAUUCCGGCUCAUCCAUUACCAUAGAGCUGCCAAAUAGUUUAAGCACGGAGUACAAGUUUGGUAAAAAACCUGCCAUUGCCCCGGGUAGUUCAUGAUGAUGGCGGAGAAAUGUAGGGAAAGUUUAGAAGAAACUUCAUCCACAAUGAUAGGUAGUAGCUGUACAAAGUUUUGAACGAAGGUAACAUUUAUGGUUUCGAGUUUUAUGCUACCCAGAAUUUAGUGUAACACGUGAAGAAAGCUGUGCAACAAAACAUAAUUUGUUUAGUUUUACAACUUUUCAUUAUAAAGUUCUUGGCCGUUUUGAUUGUUUGUUCAAGUCAUUCAGUAGGUAAUAAACGGAAAAUGCAUUUGUUUUGUUUGCACAGUGAAUUUCUUACUAGGGUUUCUUGAAAAUUGAACGAAUGCAGCAAUGAAUAAUACAUCUUCUUUGUUCUCUUUUUCAUAAAUAAAACUCGAACUCGAAAAAACA